AUGCUCAUCGACGGUCAAAAGUGGGCUUGCGAAGCUUGCAUACGGGGACACCGUGUGACCAGCUGCAAACAUCAUGAUCGGCCGUUGAUUCGCAUCAAGCGCAAGGGCCGGCCGUUCGCCACCUGCUCUAUCUGUCAUGCCACGCCUUGUUCGUCACCGAGCGAACACGCCCGCGCGCGGCGCGAGGCAGAGCUAAAAUCUCCAUCAAAAGUAACGCAAACUAUACAAAUACCACCGGAAUGGGCAAUUCUUCGACUCUACCCUCGCCACCCCAACCCGGCUGGCUUCCUCCCGAUUGCGCCGCGGCCGGACUCGACCAACGGCAAGGACACGAAUAACAAAAAGAAGCCUUCCAUCACCCGUUCCGCCUCCACGUCCGCGUCCGCGUCCGCUUCGUCGUCGGCUCAGCUUACCCCGCUUGUGUCGUCGGAGCGCGCUGCGUCUAUCAGCCACGCUGCUAUCGGGCCGGGAGACUGGUCGGGUUCUGAGGCUUCUGGUCCAGAGUCUCAUACGCCGCUCCAUCGGCUGUCGAUUACGUCGGAAUCCUCGGGGGCAGGAGCCCAGACUAGCAUGGUCCAGCCGAAUAUGUCGUUUGCGCAGUCGGCCCCGGGGAUAUUGGCGCACCAGGACCAUGCCUCUUCUUUACUGCCUCAGGCGAUUAUGUUUGACCCUGCCUACUCCAUCCUCCCUACUACCUCCACUGCCUCGUCUGUCUCCGAUGCUCAAUUAGCACAAACACUGGUUAGUCCCUCGGAGGGCGAGAAUCCCUUCGAAUUCCCGUUAGACCCGGCGCUGGCUCUGGGGGAUGGGUCGCUUGGUUGUUUGGACGAUUUGGACGUUGAUAUGACGGAAGGUUUGUGUGAUGAUACAUUUCAUGUUGAGGAUUGGUCAAGGUAUAUGUGGUCGCCGGAGACCGGCUUCGAGCACUUGGAUACUGGGUUUCCUCCUCCACCGAGGUCGGAGUGA
Molecule: messenger RNA, 966 nt
Organism: Penicillium lagena
Lineage: Eukaryota; Fungi; Ascomycota; Eurotiomycetes; Eurotiales; Aspergillaceae
Exons: 3
Coding region: 1-966 (321 amino acids)
Biological process (GO): intracellular iron ion homeostasis; positive regulation of transcription by RNA polymerase II; intracellular copper ion homeostasis
Cellular component (GO): nucleus
Molecular function (GO): copper ion binding; RNA polymerase II cis-regulatory region sequence-specific DNA binding; DNA-binding transcription factor activity, RNA polymerase II-specific
Source: RefSeq, a predicted model, not a curated record